AUGACGAAGUCCAAGGAGGGUGCAUUCGAGCUGAUCGAGAAUCUUGCAGCGAGCUCGAGCAACAAGAACGCUGAGUACGACAGAACAGUGAGCACUGUAUCUGUCAAAGGAAGCAGUGCUGACGCGAAGAAGAUUGAGGAGCUCACUGCGAAGGUGAAUCUAUUGAUGAAGGCGCAGCAGAAGUCUGUUCAUUUUGUUGACGAGAACGAUGAUGCACCUAUCUCUCAAGAGUUUGGAGGAGAAGAGGACGACGAUGAUCAGAUGGAGGUCAACUAUGUGAAUGGGCAACCUUUUGUGCCGAACCGUGGUUUCAACUCGAACUACAGAAACCAUCCGAACAUGUCCUACAGGAGCACCAACGUCGAGAACCCUCAGGAUCAGGUCUAUCCGCCUCGAUCGAACCAGAACCAGCAGAGCUAUCCUAACAGCUUCCAGGAGAAGACCUUUGCCCCAAACCAGAAUCGUUCUCAAGGUGGUAACCAACAGAAGGCGCAGUUCAGCAAUCAGCAACAACCUUCAGGUUCAUCGAACAACUCGAACGAUGAGCUUAAGGGUAUGAUGCAGCAGAUGUUGAUGAACCAGCAGAAGUCCACUGCGGAGACACACUUGAAGAUAGACACCAUGUACAACGAUCUGAAUGGGAAGUACGAAGCUGUGUGGACUCACGUGAAGAAGCUGGAUGUCCAAGUAGCUCAAACCGCUGAAGCUGUGAAGAGACCUCAGGAACCCUUCCUGGGAAAGGAGAGCAAACCCCAGGAAUGA
Molecule: messenger RNA, 762 nt
Organism: Microthlaspi erraticum
Lineage: Eukaryota; Viridiplantae; Streptophyta; Magnoliopsida; Brassicales; Brassicaceae
Source: the annotation of a GenBank genome assembly